Effrenium voratum is the source of this 372-nucleotide messenger RNA. Lineage: Eukaryota; Dinophyceae; Suessiales; Symbiodiniaceae. The record is from the annotation of a GenBank genome assembly.
AUGGCGAAGCCAGGGCUGAAGCGACCAGCAAAGGCCAAGGUCAAGGCCAAGCCAAAGCCAACGCCAGGGCCCAAAGCGACGAAGCGCCCUGCAAAGGCGGAGCAAGGCGCCAAGAAUCCGAAAGCGCCCAGCUUGAGAGGCGUGGUCUCGAGCCUUUCGAAGGCAAUUGACCUGAAGUCCCGCUCGCUCAAGGUGCUCUACCUGCUGAGAGGUGCCCCAGGCUGCGGCAAGAGCAGCGUGGCGCGGCUGUUGCUGCAGAAGCAUCUGAAAGCCCAGGGCGUCAGCUGGAACGCCUCCUCAGCAGGAGAGCCGCGCACUCGCCCAUUUGCCGCGCCUUCAUUUGCUCUACGGAUGACUACUUCACCAUCGUAG